Messenger RNA from Bombina bombina (fire-bellied toad), 742 nucleotides. Its product is annotated as protein THEM6. The coding region runs from base 1 to 615 and encodes 204 amino acids. The transcript is spliced from 2 exons. The record is from RefSeq and is a predicted model, not a curated record. Lineage: Eukaryota; Metazoa; Chordata; Amphibia; Anura; Bombinatoridae.
AUGUGGGUACUGGUGCUGGUGUUGGCUACUGCCCUUUUUGCCCUGUUGGAUGUCUGGUACUUUCUACGUGCCUUUAUGGCAGUUUUAAGAGCACGUCUCCAGACUGUUGUGAAGGACCUACUGAAGGAACACACAUACUCUAGCCUCGUCUUACCACAUGAUCUAGACUUUCUUUGUCAUAUGAACAAUUCACGCUAUCUGCGUGAGGCUGACUUUGCACGUUUGUCUUUCUUCACACGUAGCGGGCUCUUUGGGGCCAUCCACUCUUUGGGAGCUGGAAUGGUGAUGGCUGCAUGCACUGCUCGCUAUCGACGAUCUCUCCGACUCUUUGAGACUUUCGAUAUACGCACACGUCUGCUAUGCUGGGAUGACAAGGCAUUCUACGUAGAACAGCGUUUUGUGGCUCCAAGGGAUGGCUUUGUCUGUGCCGUGCUGCUUAGUCGUCAACACAUUAUAGGAAACUCCCCCGACAAAGUGGUACAGUCCAUGUGCAAAAGGAAGGUGGAGUCUCCAGAAUUCCCUGAGGAGAUCGCACACUGGAUCAGUUACAAUGACAACAACAGCCAGAAGCUGAGAGCAGAAAGUGGGAUAUCUGGCAGCACCAAAGAUCAGUAAUCGGACCUCACCCCUCUUCCUGUCUGUCACCUGCAGAACCUGCACAUACAACUGGAGAUAGAUUAGAUUUGUUUUCUGUAUUACAGCUAUUUCUUGUGUGCUCUGUGACAUAAGGUGAUGUCUUAGG